Molecule: messenger RNA, 3639 nt
Organism: Syngnathoides biaculeatus (alligator pipefish)
Lineage: Eukaryota; Metazoa; Chordata; Actinopteri; Syngnathiformes; Syngnathidae
Gene: mfsd6l
Product: major facilitator superfamily domain containing 6-like
Exons: 2
Coding region: 335-2035 (566 amino acids)
Cellular component (GO): membrane
Source: RefSeq, a predicted model, not a curated record
CGGGAUUCCUCAGCGAACCGGUGAAUCCAGACCGGCAGGUGUUCGUCACUAGCAAGUUCUUUAUUGUUUUCGACGGCACUAAAUGAGCCAUUUCCCUGCAGGGAAUUAUUUUUUUCCUUUUCUCAUAUUCAUUUCAUACAUUUUAAGCGUCUGUGUGGUUUGUGUAUUACACACUCAACUGCCACGUUCAUCGGGUACACUUGUACAAGAACUGUGCAUGUGCAAUGCAAUAAUCUUGCUUUGCGAAGAUAAUGGGCCAUUAACGCUCAUUUUUGGUUGACGACGUCAAUACGUUGCUCCAUGUAAAGACAAACAAGCACCCAGGAAGUCCACCAUGAAGAAGACAAAGCAAAUCAACAUCAAGCAGACCCUCGCUCUGGCCAGAGCCUUUCACUUCCUGUACUCCUGUGGCAAAUCCUGCCUGCUCCCCUUCCUCACGCUGUACUUCCGGCAGCUAGGCCUCACUCCCGAGAUGACGGGCAUCGUCAUGGGCACCAAGCACCUCAUAUCACUGGUGUGGCGCCCUCUGGCCAGCCUGCUCGCCAAGAUGUACAACAAGAGGCGAGUGGUUGUACACGGUUCUGUGAUGUGUUCAUCCGUGGUGGCGCUGGUCGUGAUUCUUUUCCCGCCUGUAGAUCUGCAAUCGUAUGUUAAUACCUGCAAUGGUUCUAAUCUGGAAAGCACCCCCAUUGAGUCUCACCAAAAAGUCAGCACCGCUCCUUCCUCCCAAUCUACUUUGACCUUUCCUGCUGAUGCUAUCCAUGGCAGAACAUCUGUUGCAGCAGACAGAAUUUCCCAGCUUCCUGUGCUAAGAAUAAACAGAACAGCAGAGCCAAAAAACAGCACCUCUGUUGAGGUCCACAUGACGACCCUCGCCUUGGUCAGGAAGAAGAAGUCUCUGGACACGGAGAAACAUAAUGAGAAAGGUCAAUUAGAUUUUCUGUCAAGCCUGAAGAUGAUGGACGUUCAACACCAACUCUUCUUCUUGAUACUUAUCACUGUGUGUGCAUGGGAGCUGGUGGCAGCCCCUCUAGAGUGGACAGCAGAUGACGGCCUGUACGAUUAUCUGGACUUUGCCGACGCUUCUGACCACUACAGCAGCACCGGGGUGUGGCCUUUACUCGGAGCCGCAUGUGGCGUCGGUGGAGCGGGGCUGCUGGUCAGCCGGUUAAACUGUUUAAUCUUUGGUCACACCUCCAGGAGUGCCGCGCACUUCUUGUGCUACGCCGGCGUGUUAUCGCUGGCUCUGGUGGUUGCAGCCUUCCUCCCGCUGUACCUGAACAAGCAGCAAGGCAAGGUGAGCCGGCUGUUCAAGGCCGUGCAGCUGGUGCGCGCUUCCCAGCGAGCGCUGCUAUGUGCGGUCACCGCUCUGCUGGUGGGGGUGACACGCUCCGCCGUGGACAACUUCCUCUUGUGGCAGAUGCAGGAUCACGACAGCACCGAGCUGCACAUGGGGGUGUCCCUCGGCUUCGCGUUGCUCUCGCAGGCCGCCUUCCCUCUAGUUGCUGUCCGACUGACUCGGCUGCUCAGCUCGGGAAGGCUGCUCACGCUGGGGGCAGCCACUCUUGGAUUACAAUGCUUGUAUUACUCUUUCCUGUGGGGGCCGUGGACGGUGCUGCCUGCACAAUUUUUAAGCUGUUUCAGCUGCGGAGCCUUUUGGUGGGCCGUGAAGGUGCAGAGCGAUGAUGUUGCCACUCCGGGAACAGAGAGGAACAUAAAGAGGCUGUACAAUGCAUUGUUUUUAGACUUGGGGAGUGCACUGGGAAGUUUCGCCGGGGGGUUCGUGGUCCGCCGGUUUGGGCUCGUAUGGCUCUUCAGGGGCGUGGCCGUGGCUCUGUUGCUGUGGUGCGUAUGCCUGCCUCCGCUCCAGUGGAAUGCCCCCAACCAGUACAGGAUCAAUUAUUCUCGCCUUUUGGCAGCAGAUGCAAGUGAGGCCAGUGACUCUGAGUCCGAGCAAGAAAGAGACUGGCUCGAGAAAGCAAUGGAAGACGACCGCACCGUUACCAACAAUUACGGGAAGACACUAAAGCGCUAACCCCUACAGCCCGAUCACAGAAAAUGAAUACGGCAAACACUUAAGUGGAAUCUUUUAACACAAAUAUAGAACAAUUUUGCCCAGUUUGGAGAAAUGUAUUCAGUCCACACAAUGCUGUCUCUCUGUUACAGACAAGAUUCAAUGAAUCCCCACUAUUUAUCAAGAUAGGGAGCGAGCCCUGAAGCGAUUAGCGAAAAUCUGUGAAAAUAAUUGAUGACGCUCCCACCGAGAGAUUUCUAAGCACCUAUAGAGUUGUGCUCAAAACUUUGCAGAAUUUGUAAGAUGUGUAACAUUCUUUCAAGGAAAAUGUAUUUUUAAUGGUAUUCAAAUUAAACUACAAUCGAAUGCGUUUGAGAGUAGUGCAAUCGUUAACCAAAACCUGGCAUUAAAGAAAAUAAUGAGAUGGUCCUCAUCAGUCAUAAUAUUCCCCCAAAUUACCCAACAAUUCACAAAUUCUUCCAGGAUGAGAAAGCAUUUGAGCAAAACGUAAGCUGCUACAAGAUGGCAACCAAGCACUAUUUGGAGCUAAACAACACUCCUCAACGGACGUCAAGAUAUUUUCGAGACACCACGAUGGCACAAGAUCGCAGCAAAACCUUUUGGGUCUAAAUGAAACUGCGGAUUUCAACACAAUUGACACGAAUAGUUUGAUUGCUUUGUUUUGACUUUUUCAGUAAUUAACGAGAAUAAAUAAAUCAGCUAAUAGGUGAGUUUGUGAAGGUUGAAACUAUGAAUUUGGAGAGGUUUAAUGUAGUCUUUAUAUGAGAUGACAAAAGAAUACCCAUCCACCAUAAAAUAAUCUACUUUGAGUCAUUUUUACACCCUCGCAUUGACUCUUUUGUUGUUUUAUGGAGUGGGGGCAUCAAAUGUCCUGAAAUGUGUAAAUGCACACUAGGCCUUCAGCCCAAGUCAAACACCUAAACGGGAUUGUUUACAAGAAGCAGGCUCAAUUGUCAAUCCUCUUACUGGAUCGCAAAUACAACAUUGUGUACACAAGGCGAUGUUAAACUACUGUGGUGUCCUAUUCCAUCACUCCCAUGUGGCACAUAAUCUGUUUAACUGCUUGUGAAGCUAAAAUGAGGUGAAUUGAGGAUUUUUUUCAAGUCUGUGUAAUAUUUGUGUUGAGCAAUAAAUUGUUACAUUCAAAACCAAAUCUUUCCCUCUUUACUGUUGUGUUGUAAUGAAUGAAUGAACACUGCUCUCCAAGGAGCUCCCUAAAGUAAACAGAUGCAGUCCGAACUUGCUCAACAUCUGGCCGGCCCCGCUAGAGCCUGUUGUGCGAAACCGAGUCAUCCGUAUUUUGUCGUUUACAGCCAAACUCAAUCAGGUUAUUCUGAUGAGAGAGCCAGCUCUGUCGUUCUGAUAUUUUUGCGGUAAGAGCUCAGUAGAGUGUUAAAAAUUUGCAGCUGUCCCGCUCUUAUUUGCUUUUUCAAGCCUGUGAAGUAGGACAGGCUUGCAACCUCCAGCAUGCCGCUUUGAAUAUUGUUCAUGUUGCGAGGCAUUCAUAUCAGGCCUUUCUGAUGGUCUAAACACCCAUGAUGUAGUCUACUGAUGUAGAAUUUAAAGUCUAAUAUAUGUUCUAUAAAAUUGUGUGAAUUUCCCCC